Molecule: messenger RNA, 1669 nt
Organism: Drosophila rhopaloa
Lineage: Eukaryota; Metazoa; Arthropoda; Insecta; Diptera; Drosophilidae
Product: luciferin 4-monooxygenase
Exons: 4
Coding region: 16-1653 (545 amino acids)
Biological process (GO): long-chain fatty acid metabolic process; fatty-acyl-CoA biosynthetic process
Molecular function (GO): long-chain fatty acid-CoA ligase activity
Source: RefSeq, a predicted model, not a curated record
UCGUUAGGAAGCACUAUGAGUUGCGAGGUGCACUACGAUGCCGCAUCGCGGACCUGGUUCGGACCGCGGGGCAAGGACUUCUACGGUCCGGAGAUGACCCUGGGCGAGGUCAUCAUGCGCGUACUGCAGAUCAACGCUGACAAGGUGAUGCAGCACUGCGAUCCCACGGGCCAGGAGCUCACCGGCGGCCAGCUGGCUCAGCAGAGUGCCCGCAUCGCGCAGAGCUUCAAGCGGUUGGGAUUGCGAAGGGGCGAUGUCGUCGGGAUCUCGGCGAACAACUCCACCUACCUCACCAGCGUGGUCAUCGCGGCCCUGCUCCGGGGUAUCCCCAUUAACCCACUGCAUCCGGAGUUCGCAGAAGAGACUGUCAAGUACAUGUACGACAUUACCGAACCGAAGGUAAUCUUUUGCGAUGUGGAAAACUACCACAUAAUAAAGUCGGUUAAUGAGAGAUUGAUGAAUCCCGCCAAGAUUUAUCUGGUCAAUGGACAACUAGAAGGAGUGCUAGAUAUCACCAUGCUGCUUAAUGAUGACGAAUGCAUCACAGCUGCUGCUUAUGUACCCUGUCCAAAGUUGCACGGUGAUCACACGGCCUUCAUUGUGUGCUCCUCGGGAACUACGGGAAUGCCCAAGGGUGUAACACGAUCCCAUCGCAGUUUACUUUGCAAUUGCAAAAAUCCGAACACUUACACCAGAGACAGCGUGCUACUCUCGUUCAGUCCUCUCUACUGGAUAUCGGGAACCAUAAUCCUGCUGGCCUCCCUCCUCAACGGCUGUCGUCGCAUCAUCACCAAUCGACCCUAUAGUGUGGAGUACCUGCUCCAACUGGUGGCUAAUCACGGGGUGACCUUCCUGUUCCUGGCCUCCCACCAGAUUGCCCUGCUCUCCAAACAUGACAGCGAUCUGACGGAGCUGAAGGCUCAGCUUCAAUCGAUUCGGGUUCUGAUUGGAGCUGGAUCCAAAGUGUGUAAGGCGGUGUCUCGUCGAAUGUACGAGCUGAUUGGGAGCCAGAGGUUCAUCGUGGGUUACGGACUGUCUGAAAUGGGGGGUCUGAGCAAAAACGUGGGAGGGCCAGUGGGCUGCGAGGGCAAGGUCAUGCGAAAUGUGGAGCUGCGCGUUCUGGACAAACUGAAAAUGCCACUGGGAAUCAACGAGGUGGGCAUUGUCUAUGCCCGUUUGCGAUAUAAGUGGGAGGGCUAUUACCGAAAUCCGGAGGCCACGAGGAGAGCCCUUAGCUCAGAUGGCAUGUGGUUCCGGACCGGGGACAUUGGCUACCUCGACAGCGAGGGCUACCUGUACAUUCAGACACGAGACACGGAUGUCUUCAAGUUCAACAACUUCCAGAUCUACCCCGAGCAGAUCGAGGAGUUCAUCCUGAGGUUGCCCGGGGUGAGUGAGGCCUGUGUCUUUGGAAUUCCCGACGAGGCUUCUACCAAUCUCACUGCCUGUGCCGUCGUCCGAACUCAAAGCCUGGAAGGUGAACGACUUACGGCAGACCAAAUCAGGAGCAUAGUAGAACGGCACCUGAGCGGAGCAUACCACAUUCGAGGAGGAGUCUAUUUCAUUGACAGUCUGCCAAAAACCCCCAACGACAAGCUGCAGCGCAGAAAGGUCCUAAGUCUUGUCCAGCAACUCCAAAUUGAAGCUCAAUAAAAAUUAGCGGCCACAA